Nyctereutes procyonoides (raccoon dog) is the source of this 853-nucleotide messenger RNA. RefSeq names its product small nuclear ribonucleoprotein U4/U6.U5 subunit 27 (gene SNRNP27). The record is from RefSeq and is a predicted model, not a curated record. Gene Ontology annotation, cellular component: precatalytic spliceosome. NCBI's taxonomy places the organism in Eukaryota, Metazoa, Chordata, Mammalia, Carnivora, Canidae. The transcript is spliced from 6 exons. The coding region runs from base 38 to 505 and encodes 155 amino acids. Gene Ontology annotation, biological process: RNA splicing.
CGCUUCCGGGGCAGCCUGAGGUGCGGGGAGGUUCCGAAUGGGUCGCAGCCGCAGCCGCUCCCCGCGGAGGGAGCGCAGGCGGUCCCGGUCCGCGUCCCGCGAGCGAGAGCGCCGGCGCCGAGAGCGGUCCCGGUCCCGGGACAGAGACCGGCGGAGGAGCCGCUCGCGGUCGCCGCACAGACGACGCUCCAGAUCCCCAAGACGACAUAGAUCCACAUCUCCUUCCCCUUCUCGACUCAAAGAAAGAAGAGAUGAGGAAAAGAAAGAAACAAAAGAAACAAAAAGCAAAGAACGUCAGAUUACUGAGGAGGACUUAGAGGGCAAAACAGAGGAAGAAAUAGAAAUGAUGAAGUUAAUGGGAUUUGCCUCUUUUGACUCCACAAAAGGGAAAAAGGUGGAUGGCUCUGUAAAUGCCUAUGCCAUAAAUGUGUCUCAGAAGAGGAAGUACAGGCAGUACAUGAAUCGAAAAGGCGGAUUCAACAGACCUUUGGAUUUCAUUGCAUGAGAAUUGAAAUGAUUUUUCUUUUCCCCUACCUUGUUCAGAAGAGUGGAUUUUGUAUUUCAUAUUUAAUAUGCAUAAAAAACAGGAUCACAGUCCUCCCUCCUUGUAAAGUAAGAAAAUUUUAUUUAUGUGUGCAGUUCACUUACCUUGACUCAAAAAAAAAAAAGAAGAUUAAAUAUUGCAUUUUUUUCUUUUAAGAAAUAUCAUUUGGGGCAAUCAUCAGCCCCAUUUUUUGUUCUUACUGUUGUGGAAGCUGUAUAUGUUUUCUUCUUGGAUGCUUGUUAGGACUUUUUAAAACAUAAAAGUAAUUUGGUUGUAAGUUUCUCAAAUAAAGCAAUAUUUCUACCCUUU